Olea europaea var. sylvestris is the source of this 2203-nucleotide messenger RNA. RefSeq names its product transcription factor bHLH48-like. Lineage: Eukaryota; Viridiplantae; Streptophyta; Magnoliopsida; Lamiales; Oleaceae. The coding region runs from base 1151 to 1918 and encodes 255 amino acids. The record is from RefSeq and is a predicted model, not a curated record. Gene Ontology annotation, cellular component: nucleus. Gene Ontology annotation, biological process: regulation of DNA-templated transcription. The transcript is spliced from 3 exons. Gene Ontology annotation, molecular function: DNA-binding transcription factor activity; protein dimerization activity.
UAAAAUUUAGAACAUAUACUUUAGGAUUUCAGUAGUCAUACUACUAACUGUGCCUCUGUUUGGCUCUCUUUCUUUUAAUUUUUAAUGUAUGGAAUAGUAUUUUAAGAAAAAAUUUCAAUUUACGUGUGAUAUUAAUUUUGGAGAGAUUGUGUAGCUUAAAUAAGAGUGAGAAGGAAAAAUUGAAAGAAAAGGAAGCCAAAAGGGAAUAGUUAGUUGUAUGACGACUGAAAUCAUAAAGUAGAGAAACAUGCUACAAAAACAGGGUUAAAAAUAGGUUGUAUGAUUGGAGAAUUUAAAAAAUAAAAAAACCAACCAACUUGCUGACACAUCACUUUGUUUUUUCUUCCCCGUUUUCUUUAGAAAUUCUUCUAAAGUAUAUGUUCUAAAUUAAAAAAUUUUUUAUUGAAAAAAAAAUGUGUGAUGGAAAUGUUAAAUUUGGAGCCAAAAUGCAAUGCAUCUUGUAGAGCUUAACAUGUUUACGUUGUGUAGAGCAAUGAUUCUAACAUAAAUAGCAUUAAUAGGAAGAAAAACAACAAUAGAGAGGAAGAAGAGGCAGGGCAGGGACCAUACCAGACGUCGUUGGUUUCGCACCACAACAAGAACUCCGAGCAGAGAGAGACAGAGAGAGGGGCAAAUAUAUGUUGACUGCAUUGGAAAAGCUAAUUUUCACACAGCCCACAGCUUUGUAUUCAGGAAAAGGGAAAAUGGACAACUUCUCUCCGCAUAUCUUCUUCUCAGCUAUUUUGGAAACUUUUUGAGCAAUCCUUUUCCAUAAUACCCUAAUUUCCUUCUCUUAUGUUUGUUAAAUUGAGUAAAAACUGCCUCUAAAAUAUAAUUUCAAAUUCCUUAGUCAUUUUUCUCGCUUUGAAACGGGGUUCGUUUUUUCUUGAUUUCUUUAAAUUUCAUUCAGUUUGUCUUUGAAUUUUAAAAAUUUCCUAGUGGGAGGCUCGAAUUGCUUGGAUUUUAUUCCAUUCACUACGUGCUCAAUAUUGGUUGAAUUCAAUUGGGUUUUGUGUGAAGUUUUAGGCUCCAAGGUUUGAAUUCUGGAAAAUUGAACAGGAUAAAAAUUAUCGGACCUGAAUCUACUCAAAUUUCGGUGAAUUUGAAGUUGAUUAUUUUGCUAUUAAGUGAUUUUUUUGGAAUUUUCAAAAUGGAAACAAAAGUUGAAGCAACUGAACUCGAAUAUAGAUCCGGAAUUUGCGGGCUUAAACCCGGAGAUAUCGGGUUCGGGUUCGAUGAUAUCCACGGACUAAUCUCCGCACCACCGCCGCCGCCGGAAACCGGCAGCUCCUUCACUGCGCUUCUCGAACUUCCGGCGCCACAAGCAGUUGAGCUCUUGGUCAACUCUCCGGAAGCCGCUGACGAACUAUUUCGGGCGAAACCCAACAUCUCUUAUUUUCCUCCGCCGCAAAUAUUUCCUUCCAAUAUUGCCCUAAUUGACCAUGCUUCAAAGCUUUCUUUCUUAGCUUUGGCUGAUAAUUCGUCGGAAAAUUACUCAAUGUUGUCCGUUUCGAGUUCAAAGAAGCUCGAUAUUGUUAAGCAAGAACAAAUGAACUCGGAUUCAAACCCGAACGGUUCUUCGCCGGCGGUUUCUGACCAGAAUCUGAAGUCCCGUAAGCGGAAGGAACGGGAGAAAAAGGUUAAAGAAUUGAAUAAGAAGAGCAAAAAAAGGGUACAAAAUGAAUCCUCUGAAGAUGGCGGAGAGAAGCUGCCAUACGUUCAUGUCAGAGCUCGCCGUGGCCAAGCCACCGAUAGCCAUAGCUUAGCUGAAAGAGCUAGGAGAGAGAAGAUCAAUGCCCGAAUGAGACUACUACAAGAGCUGGUCCCAGGAUGUAACAAGGUAACAUGUCUUUUUCCUUUAUUUUUUUGGAAAGAAACUAUGCCCCUUGCAAAUAUUAGUAGUGGUGAUCAUGUGUGACAAUGAAAUUUCUGUUUUGUUAAUGAGGGUGAUUAGAUUUUUAGCAUGUUAUGUUUUUUAUCUUUGGAAUAUGGACUGAUUUACGGUCUAAAUAAAUAUUAAAAAAGAUGAUUUUAAGUGGGACCAAAACCCUCUGUUUGGAUCAAGAGAGGGAGAAAUGCCUUUUCUGUCUUUAAUUACACCUGGUUAAUCAUAGAUCAGUCUUCUCGUUUGUAAUUUGUUAGCCCCCGUUUGGUUUAGUUAGUAAAAGUUGAGAAAAAUCUUAAUCAAAGUCUACAAUUUAAU